Trametes versicolor FP-101664 SS1 is the source of this 976-nucleotide messenger RNA. RefSeq lists its product as uncharacterized. Lineage: Eukaryota; Fungi; Basidiomycota; Agaricomycetes; Polyporales; Polyporaceae. Bases 1 to 927 code for a protein of 308 amino acids. The transcript has 5 exons. The record is from RefSeq and is a predicted model, not a curated record.
AUGCUCGGCUUCGUCUUCUUGACUGGUCUCUUGGCUUCUGCUUUGGCGACGCCCGUCAUAUGGGACGGGCGCGCCCCGUUCAACCUCACUAAUGCCGACCUCGAUACCUCCACCGGUCCUUUCCUUACGAUAGUAAAGGGGCCUGAAAACGCGACGCACUACGACCACCUCUUCGGGCACUCGAAGCUGCCCACGCCCCUAUGGAACGAGGGCCUGCUCCCGCGCGAGCAAGUUAUCUCCGUGUCGAUCGACAACAGCUCGAUCUUCAUCCCGGGCUCCGGGGGACCGCAGUUCGGGUUCCGGCGCACAGACAUCAUCGCGGCGGUCGACGGCGAGCACACCGAGCUGAACGCGCGCAUGGAGACGAACACGACGAUCUUCCACGUCUCCAUCCAGAAGGACCUGCAGCGCCAGCUCAACUACUCGCACGAGUACCAGAUCGUGUUCAUCGAGCCGAGCGACGGCUCGCAGGUGUUCAAGAUUCAGCUCGGCACGCCCUUUACGAACCCGACGGGCCCGCUCCCAGGUCCGAAUGCGCACGAGUUCAAAGUCCGGGACCACGCCCUGAACGUCCUCUUCACGACGCCCUUCACCGACCACGCAUGGCACAAUUUCGCCGUCGCGGUCGACUGGAACAACCGGACGCUCGCCGUGUGGUACUCACAGGACGCUGAGCUCCUGCACCAGGUCGUGGACACGACCCCCAACCCGUCCGUCGCACUUGGCCCGGACGGCAAGGGCGACUAUCACUUCACGGUGCUGAAGCUUCCGAUCGUCAACCCGGCGGACCCGCCCGCAGACCAGGACGACGUCCCGCACUUUGGCAUUCAGGAGGGCGAUCUCGAGGGGCUGCUCUACUCCGGAGUCUUCGUCGAGAGUGCGUCGGGGGGAAUCAGCAGGGGUCUGGGUGUAGUCGAGCACCUGUGAACUGCUAGGUAGAAGUCGCCGUGCUAUGUCAGAUUCUCGUGGAAAGCAG